Penaeus monodon (black tiger shrimp) is the source of this 2261-nucleotide messenger RNA. RefSeq lists its product as uncharacterized. The coding region runs from base 110 to 2236 and encodes 708 amino acids. The record is from RefSeq and is a predicted model, not a curated record. NCBI's taxonomy places the organism in Eukaryota, Metazoa, Arthropoda, Malacostraca, Decapoda, Penaeidae. The transcript is spliced from 11 exons.
AAGGUGCAACCACGGCAACCAGACGGCAGAGCGUAAACAGGCUCCAGCGAAGAGGGUCGUGUUGACAUUACCAAAUAUUAUUCUCUUCUGGAACAGGACACGAGUUGAAAUGGUAGGGGGAGGAAGUACAGUAUUUUCGAGUCUGUUUCUGGCUGUUGUGCUUUUAACCAACACCUGUUCCGUGAUUUCUGCAGAUGGAGAGACAGCUGUUCAAGAAAAUGAGACGACAGGCGACGACCCCCCUUCUUCCGCCAUCCCGCUGACCAUCAAGGAAAUCCACAAAGUCAGGCGACGCGACGACCCGAGCGGCAGACAGCAGAACAUAAGGCUGGUUGUUGAUCACCACGACCCGAUCUCAGGCGCCGACACGUUCACCCUCACUCUACAGACGUUCGGUAACGAGACGAUUUCAUACGAGGCUGUCCAGUUACCGGAUCCAAGUGCCACGGAAUUCGAGUUUGAAGGGAAUUUCGUUGACGCGGAGGCCAUUUUCGUCGAGGCUGAGAGGAAUGGGUCGACGCUGGCAUAUGGCUUCGUCCACGUUGACGUUGAAGACACCGGGUCGAGAGUGGCGUGGGUAGGGGACCCUAAAACGCCGUCCCUGAGGGUGGAUCCGGGAGGAAGGGCGCAGGUGGAAGUCCCUGGCCGUCCUUCCUGCGUCAGGAAGGCUUCGGGAGGACCUUGCUAUUACUUCGGCCGCAGCGACAGCCCUCUGGACCUUCCUCCUCCCCGUUGCGAUGACCUCGGCCUGAUCGUGUUUUGUGACGAGGUCGUGGCGGACGUGCAGCAACCAGAAUUUCCCACGACCCUGGAGCUGUACAACCGAGAGGCCCUUAGAGUCUUCAUUUCUUCCACAAAUCGUACCGAGGUCGUCGUCUCCAUACCCGAGAACGACACGAUCCUAUCCCCCAACGACUACGCCUGCCGAGAGUCGUACAUGCAUACGUGUGAACAGCUUGUAGACGUCCCCGAGAGCCUGGAUUACCUCUACAUCAUAGCUGUUGACUUAGACGAUGAGGGUUAUGCGAACGUGUCCAGCGGCGCUCUGUUUGAAGUGUUCAAGGCCCGCGUCGUCCGCCUGGCUCACGACGUCUACGAAGUGGUCCUCGCUCCCUCCAACUCCCCUGGGACCUACAGCGUGUCCCUGAACGCCAACGCCCGCGUGUCCUGCGGCGGCGACGGGGCUCAGGAGGACUCGGGGUGUCGCGUGUACUUCGACAGAGCGAUCUAUGACUAUAACCUUACGCUGUCGAAAGGCUGGGUCCCCAACAUGGUGAUUUAUCCAGUGUGUGAGGAAGAUCCUCCGCCAAGCUCGAAGAUCUACAGCAUCACCUCUUUGAGCGAAAGUUCUACGAAGAUGAGGGUGCAGAUCCAAAGCCCCAGGACCAUCGCAAAGGCCGAGUUUAUCUUAUUCGAGGACUACGUCGCCACGAGCAGCCAGGAGGUCGAGGUGUACCUUUCGGAUUCGGGUUAUAUUGUGGACGUGCCCGCGUGCGAAGGGCGAUGCGAGCUCGUUAUCUUGGGUUACGGGGUCGAUGGGACUCUGGUAGAGACAGGGCAAGCCUACGUAAAACUUGAAGACCCGGAUGUGAACGUCGCCGAGGUGGGCAGGGAUGCCGCGCAGGCCGUUUCAUCCCUUCGAGUGGAAGCCACCUUGGAAAACGAAGCUAUAAUUGAGGGCGUGGGGAAAUGCAAAGGAUUUAGCAGUCCUUGCUACUUCUUCCAGCUUGCGAGGGAGAAGGUGGAGUCUGCAACGUACUGUAACAACAUUACCACUUUACCCAUUUACGGCCUCAAUAGAACGUCGCUCUUUCACUGCAGCGAUUCUGUCACGCCUUACAAAGAACUCCCUGGCGACUUCUCCGUGUCCAUGCCAGAUAAUUUCAAGGUGGUGGUGAGUGGCAGUUUCCCUACCAACUUGACAGAGGUCGUUGUGUUCGACCCGAAUACACCUCAAGAGGAGCUCUCGAUAGGACACACAGUCUGCUCUGAAAUAACUGAGACUACAAAAGAUUGCAUGCGUUACAUCAAUCACCCAGAUGAUGAAAGUACUCUGAGGGUGUUGGUGACAGCGCUAGACAGCAAUGGAACUGUUUUGAGUUCAGCAAUGAUGACCUACGAGUAUACGCAUCCCGAGAAGCGGACGCCAACUUGGGUAAUCGUUGUGGCGGUGUUGGGCUGCCUGGCGCUCGCUGCUGGCGCUGCCUCUGUCCUCUGCCGCAAGAAGAAACAGUGAAGUCAAAUUCUCUCCAUGUAAAAAA